AUGUAUCAACUCGUGUCCCGUUCCUACAAAUUUUGGAACUAUACACCUUCGAUACCAGCAGCGGUCAUUUUCAUACUGAUAUUCAUUGUCCUUACGGGUCUUCAUUCUUGGAAAAUGUUCCAAGCCAGGACAUGGUUUUGUAUAGCAUUUACCCUAGGCGGCUUGUUCCAGAUCAUUGGUUACAUUGGCCGCUGCAUUGCACACAAUAACACAACUACAAUGGGACCGUACAUGAUCGCCAAUGUGUUCCUUCUGCUCAGUCCUACGCUCUUUGCCGCGUCCAUCUACAUGACCCUUGGUCGACUCAUCCGUCGGGUCCAUGGAGAACAUCUUUCUCCCAUUCGUGUCUCACGCCUUACAAAAACAUUUGUCUGGUCUGACGUGUUGUCCUUUGUUGUCCAGGGAAGUUCCUCGUCUCUCUCAGUUAUGGGGCACCCCCAAUGGGGAAAGGUUUGCGUCAUUGCCGGUUUGGGAAUUCAACUCGUCUCAUUUUCCCUCUUCUGGGUAACGGCCAUCAUUUUUGCAAAGCGCCUUCGCCGUGCGCCAACUCCCGAGUGCCUCAAGCCUGGUAUUCCUUGGCAACGAUCAUUGCAUAUGCUAUACGCUGUCAGUGCCCUCAUCUUGGUCCGUUCUAUUUUUCGGAUCGUUGAAUAUACAAUGGACAAUGAUGGGUACCCUCUUAUGCAUGAGUGGACAUUGUAUGUUUUUGAUAGCGUGCCGAUGGCGAUUGUCAUGGCUAUCUUCUUUAUUGGUAUCCUGAUCAGAUAA
Penicillium egyptiacum is the source of this 768-nucleotide messenger RNA. The record is from the annotation of a GenBank genome assembly. NCBI's taxonomy places the organism in Eukaryota, Fungi, Ascomycota, Eurotiomycetes, Eurotiales, Aspergillaceae.